Varanus komodoensis (Komodo dragon) is the source of this 3017-nucleotide messenger RNA. It is a transcript of the gene OSGIN1, whose product is annotated as oxidative stress induced growth inhibitor 1. The record is from RefSeq and is a predicted model, not a curated record. The transcript is spliced from 6 exons. Gene Ontology annotation, molecular function: oxidoreductase activity. NCBI's taxonomy places the organism in Eukaryota, Metazoa, Chordata, Lepidosauria, Squamata, Varanidae. Bases 164 to 1654 code for a protein of 496 amino acids.
GGCUCUUUCCGCAAAGGGAAGUGGAAGUGCCGCCGCGUUCUGGAAAGGCAGAAGCAGCUGAGCAGCGUGGGGGACUUGGAGACUUCGGGUAUACUGGCAGUCGUGCGGAUGGGAGCCAAAGACUGACCUGGAGGGGGCUGAACUCUACCAGCGGCUGGAGAUCAUGCUGCAUACACAGCUGGAACAUCGCCCUGCCAAGCCCCUCCCUGUGGUGAUCAUAGGAAAUGGUCCCUCCGGGAUCUGCUUGUCCUACCUACUGUCUGGCAAUGUCCCCUAUGUCAGAAGGGACUCUGUUCAUCCAAACCCCAUUUUGCAAAGGAAACUGGAGGAACUGCCGGAGGUUUCCAUCUUGGACCAGGAUUUGGAGUACCUGUCCGAAGGUUUGGAAGGGAGAUCCUCCAGCCCGGUUGCACUCCUUUUUGAUUCGCUCUUGCGGCCGGACACCGAUUUUGGAGGGACCGCAGAGUCUGUCCUGACUUGGUGGCACCAGCCUGAGAGGGCUGUUCCUCAUCUGGUCCUUGGCAAGACCCUUCCCGGAGGAGCUUGGCACUCCAUCGAGGGCUCCAUGUUUACUCUGAGUCAGGGGGAGUGGAUGGGCCUUCCUGACGUCCCAUUCAAAGACUGGUUGAGCAAGAAGAAAAGGGGCUUCAGGAAUAACAGGGCUACAGCGGGAGACAUUGUGCAGUAUUACCAGUACUACGUGGCAAAGAAAGAAUUGCGGAAGAACUUCCUCUGUGGCCUUCUCGUGACCUGCGUGAAGAAGCUGAGCGUGGAGCCAGGCUCGGGCUGCCGUGCUCAAGAUUCCGGGGACGGCAGCUCUCCCUGUACCCUCCCAGAGACCUUACAAGCCCACCACCAAGAGGAGAAUGGGACUCUCUUCAAGGUUGAGGGCCUCGUCACGACUGUCGGUGGCACGCAGCCCUUCUCUAUCUAUGCGGAGAAUGUGGUCUUGGCCACCGGGACCUACGACAGCCCGUCGUGGCUGGGGGUUCCAGGGGAGCACCUCCCGUUUGUCCACCACACGCUCUCUGCUCUGGAGGAAGCGGUGAAGAGCAAGGAGAUGGGCAUGAUGUCCGAUCCAAUCCUGAUCGUAGGUGCCGGGCUCACGGCGGCGGACGCCAUACUCUUCGCUCACCAUUGCAACGUUCCGGUGAUCCAUGCCUUCCGCAGGCGAGUCAACGAUCCAGGCCUCAUCUUCAACCAGCUGCCAAAGACAAUGUACCCCGAGUACCACAAGGUCCACCAGAUGAUGAAGGAGCAGGCCAUCCCCUGCCCUGGCCCCUACGAAUGCUACACCAGCCUUCCUGAGCACCACGUGGUCUCCUUCACGGAGGACAGGAAGUGCAUCUUUUCCGAUAAGAAUGGCCACCGGAAGAUGCACAACAUCUCCAUGGCGUUUGUACUUAUCGGCUCCAACCCCAACCUCUCAUACCUGCCCAACAAUGGCAUGGACCUGGCUGUGGACGGUGGGCAGCUGGUCAGCUCCAAGCGAAACCCCAUAGACACAGAUCCCUUCACCUACGAAUGUGUCCACGAGAAGGGCCUCUAUGCCAUGGGGCCCUUAGCUGGGGACAACUUCGUGCGGUUCGUGCAAGGGGGCGCGCUGGCCAUUGCGAGCUCCCUGAUGAAGAAGGCCGAUAAGCACCCCCCAUAACCCUUGCAGGAAUCCCUCUUUCUCAGGAGGAUGACUCGGGUCAGGCUUUGAGAAGGGGGGCUCAGAUUCCUUCCAGGCAUGAAGCCUCUGCCCGCGAGGCUUGCUCCCAAGGUGCUGAGCCAGCACUUCGUGAAGUUGCAGGCAAGGUGUUUGGGUGGGGGGAGGUUGCUUUUCAGUCUGCCUAGUGCUGGACUCCCUUUUCUCUGCUCUCCCUGCGUUUCACUUGGAGGCAGCCCUGUGCAAAUCCUGGCGCAGAGCAGGUGGAGGGAUCAGAGCAGAAGUCUUGCAAGUACCACGUGAGACAGCUGGGGUGUGCUGAUUUUUCUUCCCCGGUCCCCAGCUAAAUUCACGGCAGGUUUCCCUCCCCUCAAGGACAAUAUUCUCUUCUUGCACAGGCUCUGAGCCUUAACGGUCCCAUUGGAAUACUGUUCUCAGUUGCUGCAAAACCAAAUCCUCCAUGCCAAGAAUGCACGGCGUGGAUCCAAAGGCGCACAGAGCUGCUGUUCCUGCGCAAUGCGAGCGGCCGUCCUGGGGCCCCUUGGCGAUAGCAGCCAUACCUUGCUGAAGCCGCUCGGCACUGCGGAUCUGCCAGUAGACGUGCCGAAGGCCGUACGGAACGGCACUAAGAGCUGGGUGGAAGAGCAGUCAUUCCUGCAGAUGUGCGCAAAGGCCUUCCGCACACCUGGGGCGGCUGCAGGGCCGGCACCCAGGGCAGGCACCCUCCGGUUGAUCUGCUCUUCCGCAGCGUUGACUGCGCUCUGCCGCUGGGUGUGGCCCAGAUAAUGUGGUGGCGGGAUGGAGCAGCAAGAGAUGCUUCUCGGUCCUCAGCGCGCCCAGUGAGCAAGCGAGUGAACACGCAGUGCUCAUGGUGCUCAGGAGUAAGAACCGUUCAUGGCAAUGCCAGUAAGAUCUUAGUCACUUUGGAGGGGCUGUUGAGGUUAUGCUCCCAAGAGACUUCUUUUGUUCCCAUCCGGCCCAUCAGGAAUGCUAGGCGAUGUAGUCCACAGAUCUGGAGGGUACCAGGUGGGGAAAGUUGCACGUUUGUCCCAACAUUCAUUCAGCAGCUGCAGGCAGUGGUGAGGGGCCUGUUCACGGCCAACACUUCUCCUUUAAGAGAUGUGAAGUUGGAGUAGCCACGUUAUGCAGUUCAGAUGCAACAGCUGAAAUUCCAGGGAAUAUGUUUAUAUUUCCCUAGCACGUUGGUGACAACCUUAAAGCUUCUUGCUGAGUUUUUCUAUGCAAUUACAUGUGUUACUAAUUUUAAGCAGAUUUAUUAAAAUAAAAACUUUUUGAGGUUAUAUGUUCAAAUAAUACAAUUUGUAUAUGGAAAUUUUUAAAUAAAAAGUUUGUGGUAUUCUACAAA